Messenger RNA from Scleropages formosus (Asian bonytongue), 4982 nucleotides. RefSeq lists its product as uncharacterized. Lineage: Eukaryota; Metazoa; Chordata; Actinopteri; Osteoglossiformes; Osteoglossidae. The coding region runs from base 1995 to 3419 and encodes 474 amino acids. The transcript has 11 exons. The record is from RefSeq and is a predicted model, not a curated record.
CUUUGCUCACGUGGUGCGGGGCAGGAAAAGAAGCGGCAGCUGAAGACGGAGCCCUCCCAACGAUCCGAUCGACUCGAACCUUCCUCACUGGAACCAAACCAGGUAACCUCCCCGGGUGCCGCUUCCGGAACCAUCCGGGCAUUUCAGUACACGAUGCGCAAGACGCCAGCACCCAAGUCCAUGAUCACCACAUGGGGCGGCAGGGUUUGUGGCGCUCGGCUGAGGGCCGUAAGCUGGUAAAAACCAGGUGCUUUGAGAGUAAACGGUGUCUGGUGCUGUCGUGACAGAGACGAGUGUAAAAAUGGCAUGAAACAAACGUGUCGUAACACCCAUCUGAGGUAUCCAUAUGUCAGCCAGUUCGCUGGAAAUCUACUGGAGACAACACACUCUCACUUUUACACCAUUAUUUACUUAGCUAAGGUGUGUCAUACACGAAAAAGUAGUUGAGACCUAUUGAAUACAAUUUCUCAGGUGAAAGACCGACUGCUCAUUCGUGACAAAUGUGGGGUUGAGGUACUGAGGCAACCCACGUCGUUGUGAACGCUGUAUUUUAUACAGUACGCUGGCGGGGAAGUGUCUUGCUUUGCAUAGAUGUGGGUUGCUCAGUUUGUACGAUGAAAGGUGUGUAAAUCUAGCUACAACCCAGCCCUUAAUUUUUGUCCUCUCUAGAGGACAUCUACUGGGACUAUUUCUACCACUUUCAAAUAAAACCACGUGUUCGGCCUGUGCUUCGGACCACAGACCACUGCCUAUGAAGAGUAUAACUACAUCUAGAAGGAGAAGCGGGUGGAAAAAAAGCGAAAUUUAUUUCCCUCAGAAACUUUUUCGCUUGCGCUUCCCUUCCGAGUUCCUCCUUCUUGAACAUGACAAGCGAGCGGGAAAAAAAAAAAAAAAAAAGCGAAGGACGGUUUCGAAAAGGGAAUGAAAAUAACAGUGCGGCACGUGAACGACACUAAUGUAUAUUGUUAUUCAUUAUUAGUUUUAUUUUAAGAGGAAUAAUGUGUGAAAAUAGCGAGGGGAAUGCGAAGUUCUGACGCAAAGCACAAUUCGACCAUUGUGUCGUGAACCGUUUAUGUUUUCGUGGUUCAUACAACGGCUAUAGUAAUAAUAUUAUACACAGUAUCACAUACUGAUAAUGAAAAUGAUGAUAGUAACAGUAAAAGCGGAAUUUGGAGCUGGGGAUGCGGUUCGUCCUUCGACUCGACGACCCCCAGCGGGUCGGGCACGCGCUGAACACACAACCACUGGGUGGGGCUCGAACCGCUUCCUACAACAACAAGUCUAGGUCCUUCUACGGAAAUGUGGAGGUCGAAGUCCGAACUAUACGGAUCUGAAGAGGUGAAGUGAAAAAGGAGAGGUGUAAGUAAACUUUAGGUGCACACCACCCGAGUUUCGGGGCGGGGAGCGGCGGGGUAUAUAAAAUAUAAACGACAGGAUCAUUUUCUCGAAACGCGGAGCUGCUGGGUCACCAGGUACUGAAGGUUGGCGCUGCUUUGGACACCGUACGAGGUGGGUAAGUUAAUGUAAACACUCUUCCACACAGCGGGACACACACAUGUUCACUGCCCGCCACACGGGACACGUUUCCUGGGCUCCGGAGCUCCGCACGAAACACGCUGGCUGCCGUAAUCCUUCGUAAACGUGCGCAUUGUUAUUUCACCGAUUGAGCUGAAUCAUGAAUGCUUUGUGUAUUUCCACUACUGCUUUUCUCUAUGAUCUUUCUUCUCCUCUCUAACUCUUUCGUUGCGGAGAAGAGCCCGCAUACGCGCUUCCCGCGAGCUACUUGAUCCGGAGGUGAGGCGAGUUUAGUAAAAAGCGCCGCGGUGGUGCGCGUUCAAAAAGUGCGCGCGUGCUUCUCAUGAAAUGAACACGUGCUUGAAACGCAGAUGGCCUGCUUCCAAAAAGAAAAGGCAGGGGGGGCAGUUUUCAUGAUUUCGUAUUCAUAGGUGUGAAUCAUUGUAGGCUACAGCAGCACGAAAGGCGUGGUCCUUCACAUGAUCUGUGUUUCAGAGAGGGGAAACACUGUAUCUUCUCUGCUCAGAGGCUGCGGGAUGUCGUUCGAUAAAGACAUUCGAGACAUCAUGAAGAUGAUGGGAAUGAGCAGCAGGAUGACCCCGGUGAAAGACGUUUACGAGGCCAGAAACACCGACCUGCUCAGUGUGGUGAGAAUCAAGAAGAAAACGUGGAAGAGCUUCUUCGGGAAAAUGUGGGCCUCCAACAUGAAGGAGGAUUACAGUGUCACGCAGUAUAAGCUGAAAGCACUUCUGCAGGACGGGGAUGCGGUUGACUUCGGCAGUGUAGCACACGAUGAUUUUGUCGAAAUCUCCCACGAGACUAAUCUCAGCGUUGAUUUGGAUGUCGGCGGCACGAUGUCGAAUGGCAUCGUGGAUGCGGGGGUGCAGAUUGGGGUGGACGUAAAGCGCUCAACAUCAAAUUUCAAACUGCAGCUGAAGUCCCAAAAGCUGCAUGAAAUUUUUGAUGGACUCGAGAGCAGGGGAAAGAAUGAGAAGCUAAUUCAGAGGCUGAGGGGUAGUUCCAGUGUGAGUCUGGGCUUUGUUUAUGAGGUCCUCAGAUCUCCUGGACCUCUCAGCCUUCACGCCAGUAUCAGGGGGGAAGGUAGCCUGCGGCUGAAACUCGCACACGUCUCCAAGGUGGAGGCCUCUGCCAGUGAAAUGGUGGACCAGAAGGUGACGUUGCCUUGCAACUCCACGGUGGCCUUCGCGGUGUUUCCACUUGACUUUGCAGAUUCCCGGAGCGGAACAGAAGAGAGAAGCCUCGUUUUGGGCUCCGAUGGUUAUGCUGACUGGGAGCUAACUGGCAACUUCAAGGUCACACAGGAGAAGUUGGAAGCAGAGUUCAGGGUCUUUGGAGAUUUGAGUGCUCCUGUGAAGAAGCAUGUCGGAGAGCUCAUGUUAAGGAUACUGUCUGGUCCUCAGACCCUGCAUCCUCUGGACUGGAUGCUGGAGGAAGGCUGUGUAGAUGAAGACAAUCUCAGCAGGGUGACAGAGGAGCUCCAGCCCACCGUCAAGGAGCUCAUGGCUGUCAUCGGACUUUUCCCUGCUGGGUCUGCAAAGGCCAAUGACCUCCUCAGACCUCUCAGUCUGCUGGUCGGUGCUUUGGCAGACCUGGAUGAGGAGGCUGUGGCCAUGAUCGGGGCUCUCGAGCCCAACGUCUUACAAGAGCUGUUUCGCCUGAUUGAGGGCGUGAUGGAGAAGGCGUGCAGUGGGGAAGCGGCAGCCCCGUCGCAGUGGAGGAACCAGUACUCCGAUGGCACGUGCAGGGUGGCUGAGGAGGUGCUGAAGGCAUCUGAGGUGGUUCUGGACAAGGACCAGCUGGACCCCAGUGAGUGGACUCCGGACGGAGGUCUUCUGAGUCUGUACAUUGCGCUGCGAGGACUGACAAUGCUGCUGCGCCCCUGAUUGCGUUGUGCUGGAUAUUUGCCGAGGGAGAACUACUGUUCAUCAUCAUCAUCAUCAUAAAAACAGUCAACGUAAUGACUCAUUAUGAUCAGUCAUCACACUAACCGUGCUCCUUAAAAAGCCUUAGGGCGGUGAUAUAUUUAGAUCUUGAGCUUUCGUUAUUUAAUCCUUUUCUCACAGCAGAUUAGUCUGUCUCUGAAACGUCUGACAUUUUAUCCGCUGGUUGUCCUAAAUGUUUUGUAGCACUUGGAGUGAAUUAUCUCUCUUGCUUUAAUCUAACAAAAUAUAUAAUAAGAGACGGUCCCCAAGUUACGAUUUUUCGACUUCGCAAUAGUACGAUAGCAAUACGCAUUCAGUGGAAACCGUACUCCGAAUUUUUAAUUUAGAUCCCCCCCCACGUGCAACAUGCGGUACAAUACUCUCUCGUGAUGCUGGGCAGCGGCAGUGAUCCGCAUUUCCCAGUCUGCCACGCGGUGUAUAAUGCAUACAAUAAUAAUGCAUAUAUGUAUGCAUACAAUUGAUACUCUACAGUGUUGUAUGUUUCCCAGUGUUUUUCUUUUUUUUUUUUUUUGGACACCCCCUCCCCCCAUAUCUACGUUGUUUUGUGCGUCCAUCAUGUGUAUGAAAUGCCCACCCGUGUCUGCUGCUACUGGUGGGAAGAAGAAGGGGAAGAAAAUUACUCUUGAAGAGAAACUCAAGAUAAAUGCCCAGUGUGGAGGAAACAAGCCCGUAAUGGCCAUCGCACGUGAACUUGGACUUGUGCAAUCGACGAUCUUGAUCAUCUUAAAGGAUAAGAAGCGAUUAUGUUUGGUAGGUUAGGUCUAUUAAAUGCAUUUUCGACUUGCGUUACGUUCCGAUAAACCCAUCGCGUCAUAAGUCGGGGACCGUCUGUAUAACCAAAGACUUGAAAAUCACUUUUGAAAAUAGACUCUAAAUCCUCUUGUGUUUGACCGUCUACGACUAUUUUAAUAGCCUGGAAUCACAAAUUUCUUGGUUUUUGUCUCUGUCCACCUUUUCCAUGUAGUAAUGGUCACGCUUCCUGUCCACAUUUGUCAGCGUUUUCCAUUUUUAUUCUGUGCUUCAUAAUUUUGCACUUUGUUUAUAUUGUUCUCCCUCUAGUUGUUUAUGAUUUUUUUUUUUUUUUUUUUCCUGUUCCCCCUGUUGAUUAAAGCAGCUGUAUGGUACAUUUUUAUGUAAAUACAGUCAGUGUCAUAUUCUUUCGGUUAACUGCUCCUUGUCCCAAACCUGUCCCGACCCAAACACUGCUUCUCACCUUGGUGCACUGAAGACGGAAUUCCGCCUUUAUAGCAUUUUUAAUUUGCUAUAAUAUAAUUUAACAAUAAUCUUUAUAGUUAUGUUCAGUUUGUGGUGUAUUUGUUUGGGGGGGAAAAAAAUAAUCCAGUAGUAUAUUAGGUGAGUUAUAUGUACAAUAGGGGUCACCUUUGUCCCUGAACUCCUCCAUUCACACUCCUUGUGUAAAUAUUUAAUCCUUUUUUACAGAGGGUUUGUGAUACUGCCUUUUAUCUUCUUGUUUUAAAAAAAAAAAAAAAAAAAAAAAUUUGA